Messenger RNA from Acanthocheilonema viteae, 1449 nucleotides. Lineage: Eukaryota; Metazoa; Nematoda; Chromadorea; Rhabditida; Onchocercidae. The record is from the annotation of a GenBank genome assembly.
AUGUAUCAACGAGCUUUGCUAUCACUAAUUUGGCUUUUCCUAAUUCUGUUGCACCAUUCCGUAACAGUAACCGACGAGGUUAUUGUUCCGAACAAUCCGAUCAAAUCACUUUGGAAAAUUUCAAAACAAAAAAAAAGAUUUGUUAUUGAUGAAUAUGCAAAUACCGAAAUAGAUCCGGAAGCAAAAAAUUUAUCCGGUCAAGAACUUAUCGAUUACGUUAACUCACAUCAAAAAUUAUGGAAGGCCGGAGUAAAUAAAUUUAAUUCAUAUAGCGAUCAUGUAAAAUACGGUUUACUCGGUGUAAAUAAUAUGAAACAAUCGAUGAAUGAUCAAAAUAAUCUGCCACCAAUUCAGCAUUCUGUUUCCUACAUUCCGGAAUCAUUCGAUGCUCGUAAAAAUUGGCCGGAAUGUGCAUCGCUUAAAAAUAUCCGCGAUCAAUCUUCUUGCGGAUCAUGCUGGGCAAUAGCUGCUGUAGAAGCGAUGUCAGAUCGAAUUUGCAUUAUGUCAAAGGGAAAAUUACAAGUGACACUUUCAGCAGAUGAUCUUAUUAGCUGUUGCAAAAUUUGUGGUUUUGGAUGUUAUGGUGGUGAACCGAUGGCAGCAUGGAAAUAUUGGAUUUCAAGUGGUAUUGUUACGGGAAGUAACUAUACAAAUCAUGCCGGUUGUCGACCUUAUCCAUUCCCACCUUGUGAACAUCACAAUAAUAAAACACACUAUGAACCAUGUAAACAUGACCUUUAUCCAACACCGAAAUGUGAUCGAAAAUGUGAUAAAAAUUACAAAAAAUCAUAUAAAGCUGAUAAAUAUUAUGGAAAACAGGCUUAUCAUGUUGAAAACGACGUGGAAUCAAUUCAGAAGGAAAUUAUGACGUUGGGCCCGGUUGAAGCCUCAUUUGAAGUAUACAGUGAUUUUCUACAGUAUACUGGCGGAAUUUACAAGCAUGUAGCGGGAUCUAUGGGUGGUGGACAUGCUGUAAAAUUGCUUGGUUGGGGUAUCGAUCAAGGAGUACCAUAUUGGUUAGCAGCUAAUUCAUGGAACACCGAUUGGGGAGAAAAUGAUGCUGAAACAAAAGACGCUCCUAAUACACCUGUGCAGGGUGGAGUAGCUGGAACCUUUGAUCCAAACUAUCAGACUAUGGCCGGAUUAGGAAAUGAUGUUUUUGGUGGUGACAAAGGAGGAGCAGGUGGUGCAUCACCUGCUGCUACACCAAAAGCUCCAGCUAAAGGUGGCAUUGCCGGAACCUAUGAUCCAAAUUAUCAAACAAUGGCUGGUCUUGGCAAUGAUGUCUUCGGAGAUAAAGGUGGUGGUGGUGGUUUUCCACCGGGUGGUGCAGGUGUAGGAGGUGCAAGAGCACCUCAAGCUCCGCAGCAAGGUGGUAUAGCUGGAACAUUUGAUCCGAACUAUCAAACACUUGCCGGAGUGGGUAACGAUGUCUUCGAUAAGAAAUAA